AUGCCCCAUGGGCAGCCACCCAUUCCUGCGCCUCGGCGCCAGCAGGACGUUCCCUACGUGAGUGGCCCUCCCAACAUGCGGUCGCCCCCGGCGUACAUGGGAUAUCCGCCUCAGAUGAACGGCCAUCCCCCUCCGGCUGCCUACUCCCCGCAGCAAUACCCCCAGUGGUAUGCACCUUUUCCGCCGAUGCAGAUGCCGCCACGUCCACACUUCAAUCCAUAUGCACCGGCCUUCAUAUCAUCGUAUCCCCCUUCGCAGCCGUUGAUGGCUCCAGCUCAUAUGCCGCCACAACCGCUCCCUCUACAACCCAGAGCUUCAACUCCGUUCCAGAACCCGAUGUCCCCUUCUGUUGGCCCGGCCCCUGCAUUUGUCCCGUCGCAGGCACAGUCCCCGGCCCCUACAUUUGUCCCAUCGCAGGCACAGUCCCCUGUGGUUCUUCCAGUCCACACACCUAGCCCGGCCACGUCGUCGUCUCCUGCUCCCGCGCCGGUCAAUACCGUUUCGCCGCCCAAAGAGCCUUUCCGAGCUCCGCUUCCGUGGCUCUCAAUCCCCGACAGCCCUUUCCCGGCCCGGGCUCCCCGCAGACAUCGAAAGGCCCGCAACCUACAGGCCUCCUCUCUCUCUGUGGAGCUUCCUGCCAAGGAUGGACAACGUUCUUAUAGGGGGGGACCGGCCAAGGCUCAGGAAACCCAGGCACAGACACCUUCCGAGCCACAGACGCCUACUUUGUCGGCUGCUCCCUCUGUUGCCGAUUCCACCCAGCCUACGACACCUUCUUCCGCUGUGCCAAGCUCCUCUGCCCGUCCGUCGAAGGGACCGAAAACAGCGGGCCCUAUUGUGCCAGUGGUUCCGGUCAUUCCCGCUCCAAACACUCCUCGCCGCGGCAAAGCUGAUGCUGGUUCUUCUGAAACACCCAAGUCAACCUCAGAAGUUAUCAGUACGCCCGCCGAGACGCCAGAUGCAGCUCCAGAGGAACCGGCUGACGACAAGCCUGUAGAGCCUGUCAAGCCUGCGGCACCAAAGUCCUGGGCGGACUUGGUCCGACACAAAAACCUUGCUCGCAACGCAGCUAGCCAGAGCGCUUCAUCCGGUGUGGUCAAUGGCAUCGCAAAAAGCCAGACUGUUGCGGACGUUAUAGUCAACUUGGGUGAUGAUGUUUCUCAAUACAGCGACAAAGUGUCUUUCCUUGAACCCCGGGGCCUUGUGAACACUGGCAACAUGUGCUAUAUGAACUCGGUACUUCAGAUUCUGAUUUCAUGCGUGCCUUUCUAUCAAUUCAUGGAUCACAUUGGGAAGCGAGCGUCCCACAGUUUUCAUAGUGAUUUUCCUAUGGUUGAUGCUUUGAUUAUGUUCAUGAAGGAGUUCCGGGUCAUUGAUGCUGCCCACAACGAAGAACAGCUGCGGAUGAGGCUCAAAGCCAACGAACUCGAGCAAUACGGAGAAGCUUUCAUUCCAGAGUUUGUGUACGAAGUCAUUCGCCAACUGCCGCGUUUCCGAGACAUGCGGCGCGGUCACCAACAGGAUGCGCAGGAGUUCCUUGGUUUCCUUCUGGAAGAAAUGCACGAGGAGUGCGCUCGCGCUGCCAGUGCCAAGUCAUCCACAGAACCCGCUCCUGAGAAUGAGAAUGGCGACGGUUGGUUGGAAGUUGGCCACAAACAAAAGCCUGCCGUCACACGGUCGUCUGGCCACAUCGCCUCGGAAUCCCCAAUCACGAAAAUCUUUGGCGGCAAGAUUCGGUCUGAGUUCCGCGUGCCUGGUAACAAGGCUUCUGUCACUCUCGAGCCGUACCAGCCGUUGCAACUUGAUAUUGGUGCCCCUGACAUCAACAACAUCGUGGACGCACUGAAGGGUCUGACCAAGCCAGAGAGCAUUCAAGGCGAUUUCAAUUCUUCCCGCGGCCCGAAUGUGACCGCAACCAAGCAGGUCUUUAUUGAGAGCUUGCCUCCUGUCCUCAUCCUUCACCUCAAGCGGUUCCAGUACGAUAGUGUCACCCAUGGCACGCAGAAGAUCUGGAAAAAGGUCGGGUAUCCUCUCGACUUGGAAAUCCCCCGCGAGGUGUUUCCGCCUCACAAACGUAACGUCAUGAUGGCUCAAGGCGGGCUUCCGAAGUACCGACUUACUGGUGUCAUCUAUCAUCACGGCAAGAACGCCAGCGGUGGUCAUUAUACCGUUGAUGUUCGCCGCCAGGAGGGCCGCGAAUGGAUCCGCCUCGACGACACUGUCAUUCGUCGGAUCAAAGCCGAAGACGUAGCGGAAGCCGGUGGGGAAGAAGACCCGAAGGUGCUGGCUGCGGCAUUGGAGCAGCACAAGCGUGACAAAGACACAAAGAAUAUCUAUGAUCAUAUUGAUCAGGGCGAUCAGUCCGACGAUGAGCGUGGCUGGAGCCAGGUUAACGGCACUGGUUCAGGCCACUCGAGCAAGAAAUCGAUGUCCGCUGUCAACAGCACCCCCAAUCAGUCCAACACAUCCUCUGGCGUUCGUACCCCGCUAGGACGGUAUGGAACCCGCGAUAACAAGGUGGCGUAUCUAUUGUUCUACGAGCGCAUUCCAUGA
Messenger RNA from Aspergillus mulundensis, 2553 nucleotides. Its product is annotated as mRNA-binding ubiquitin-specific protease UBP3. The record is from RefSeq and is a predicted model, not a curated record. Gene Ontology annotation, molecular function: cysteine-type endopeptidase activity; cysteine-type deubiquitinase activity. NCBI's taxonomy places the organism in Eukaryota, Fungi, Ascomycota, Eurotiomycetes, Eurotiales, Aspergillaceae. Gene Ontology annotation, biological process: protein deubiquitination. The transcript has 2 exons. The coding region runs from base 1 to 2553 and encodes 850 amino acids. Gene Ontology annotation, cellular component: nucleus; cytosol.